This is a messenger RNA of Bursaphelenchus xylophilus (pine wood nematode), 5187 nucleotides long. The record is from the annotation of a GenBank genome assembly. Lineage: Eukaryota; Metazoa; Nematoda; Chromadorea; Rhabditida; Aphelenchoididae.
AUGGAUCUUCAAACGUUCCACAGUACGGUUGUGAAUUUGUUGGGCACGGACAACGAGCUUCGUGUCGCCGCUGAGCGCCAAUACAAUGAAGUCCCAUUAGCGAAUCGGGCUCAGCUCCUUCUCCAACUUUACAUGGAUGCUUCGGUGAAUAAUGAGGUAAGAAUUUAUUCUUUAUUGUUAUUGGUUUUUAGGAUGCGAUUUGAGACAUAAAUCUUAACAUUUUUGACAUUGAUCUCAUGGAUAAGAUAGUUCUGCCGAAUUUAGGCAAAAUUUUUGCACUGGAAGUCUCAUUCUUGGCCUUGAUGAGUAAUCUAUAGUCUUUGCAGGUCCGUUCAAUGGCUCUGGUUCUUUUCCGUCGCCUUUUGUCCGCCGAUUACAACGAACUCUGGCAUGCCGUUGGAGAACAAGCGAAACCCGAAUUCCUCCAACAAUUUAUCACUUUCAUCACCCAAGAAGACACUCCCGUCCUCAGGAAACGUUUGACCGACAUUGUCGCUGAGAUUUCGCGAAACACAAUUAGUAAGGAAGAAGUUUGAGGAAGGAUUUAUAAAUUAUUUUAGAUGAAGAUACCGCUAAGCAAGAAUGGACCGGAGUCAUGCAAUUGAUUGAGCAUUGUGCUACUUCUGAUCGUCCCGAACUCCGAGAAGUUGGAAUGCAGCUGAUUGAGUACGUUUUUUUUUUGAAAUUUUUUAUCUUGUUUUAGGUCAGGAGCAGGAUACUCGAUAUUUUUAUCUUUUUAUUAAUCAAAUUCUGAUGUGUUCUGUUUAGAAACGUCCCAAAUAUCUUCGGCGUUGACCAAGAGCACUACAUGAAUGGAAUCAAGACCAUGUUCCAAUCUUCCCUGCUCUAUGGAGCUGAUAGUAAAGUCAGAACCGCCGCGGUUCGAGCCUACGUUUCCUUCGUCUGCGACAACGACGAAAAUGAUGGAGUUGUCAAAUCUCUGGCUGAUCUGAUCCCAGCUGUCAUUCAGGUAUGAUUUUGAAUCUUUUUUCUUGGUGUUUAGAUCAAUUAUCACAAUGGAUAAUGUAACCGGGAAACUAAUAAAUUUCGAUGUUUCCAGGUGUGCCAACAUGUGGUAGCCAACGAAGAUGACGAUGACGUCCCUCUUCAAUGUCUGGGAGAUCUGGCCUCGUCCGUUCCGAAGACCCUGACUCCUCAUUUGGCCACCAUCGCCGAACUGUGUCUUCAAACAAUGGGCGAUGAAGAGAAGGACGAAAGCUAUCGUCACUCGGCGCUGGAAGUCAUGGUCUCAUUCUGUGAGUCUGCUCCAGCCACCAUGCGAAAGAAGGGCGCCAGAUUCCUCCCGUUGUUGGUCCAAAAUUGUCUCAAAUUGAUGUCCGAUAUGGAGGAUGAUAUCAGCGAUUGGUUGGCUUGCGAUAACAUUGAUGAAGAUGAGGAUGAAGAGAAUGUGGGAAUUGGUGAAAUGUCUCUGGACAGAAUCUGUUGUGCGGUUGGAGGAAAAGCCGUAAUGCAGCCAUUGCUUCAGGCUAUCAAUGAGAUUAUAAAGAAUCGUAAGCAAUUUUGUAUGAUUUAGAAGAGGUUUAAUUGUGUCUUGGGGUUGAAAGGAGAUUUUUUGAGGCUUUUCGAAUUUAAAAUGACGAAAUUUAUAUUGUAGUAGAUUGAAAAGACUAAAAAUUUUCAAAUUUAUAUUACACUUGCUUUCAGCUGACUGGCGCUACCGUCACGCCGCCAUUAUGGGCCUGUCUACGAUGGGCGAAGGCUGUCGUCGCCAAAUGGAGCCGCUGAUCGCUCAAAUCAUCCAUGAUAUGGUGAUCCCCGCCAUCCAAGAUCCCCAUCCUCGAGUGCGCUACGCCGUCUGCAACUGUCUCGGCCAAAUGUCCACUGACUUUGCCCCCACCGUCCAGAAGAAGUGCCACGAAAGAGUGCUGGGAGCCCUGAUUGAGACCGCCGGCGAUCUGAACACCCCUCGAGUGGCCGCUCACGCUGGUGCGGCUCUGGUCAAUUUCUGCGAGGAGUGCCCCAAAAACAUCAUGGCCGCUUAUUUGAAGCCGAUCAUGGACAAGUUGGAGUAUGUUUUGGAGCACACCUUCAAGCACAUGCUGGAGAGCGGAAAGAAGUUGGUCCUCGAACAGAUCAUCACCACGAUCGCUGCGGUCGCCGACGCCGCCGAAAACACCUUUGUCGACUAUUAUCAGCGCCUCUCCCACCCUUUGAAGUACAUUUUGAGCAACUCCAACUCCCACGAAUUGAAGUCGCUGCGCGGAAAAACGAUGGAAUGCCUGUCGCUGAUCGGAAUCGCGGUCGGAAGAGAGAAAUUCCGCGGCGAUGCCGCCGAAAUCAUGAACACUUUGCUCCAGUCGGGCCUCAAGUUUGAUGAAGAAGACGACCCCGAACUCUCCUACAUGAUCAGUUCCUGGGCCAGACUCUGCAAGGUUAUGGGCUCGGAGUUCGCGCCCUACCUCCCGCAUGUCAUGCCCAGCAUCAUGAAAUCGGCAAGCAUGCAGCCGAAUGUCAGCAUCCUCGACGACGACGAGGUGGAGGGAUACGAUGAAGACGAUUGGAACAUCAUCUCGUUGGGCGAUCAAAGAUCCAUUGGCGUAAAGACCGCCGGAUUGGAGGACAAACUCACCGCCUGCGAAAUGCUCGUCAGCUUCGCCAGAGACCUGGGAGCCGCUUUCGGGCCAUACAUUGAGGAAGUUUUGACCCUCAUGAUCUCCCAGUUGAAGUAUAUCUUCCAUGAUGGAGUUAGAACGGCCGCUGCGGAGUGUUUGCCCGCCUUGUUGGCCUGUGUGAAGGAACAGGGCCCGGCCGCUGAAAGAGAGGUCUUCAAUAGAAUUUUGGGACCCCUGAUGUGAGUUUUGGGCGGUUAGAGGAAAAGUUGAGAUUUUUUUGGGGCGAAAAUCGAUUUUCUUGGAAUGCAGAAGCUCUUCUGUGUUGAAUGAAUCGCAAGAGGUUGAAUUAUUCGUUAUAUAAAAGUUUUGCUGUGCGGAUGUUGGGUUUGCCUAUAAUUGCUUCACAAAACCUCUAAAAUUGCUUGUUGUAGACAGGUUUUGUUGUACAGAGGUUUGUUGUUGAGAAGUUUCGCCAUUAAAUUGUAAGUGGAAUCUCUCAACAACAAACCUCUGUACAAUGAAACCUCUCUGUAACAAGCAAUUUUAGAGGUUUUGUGAAGCAAUUAUGGGCAAGCCCAACAUCCACACAACAAAACCUUUGUAUAACGAACAGUUCAAUCUAUUGCGAUUCAUUCAACACAGAAGAGCUUCCGCAUCAAGAAAAUCGCCAACGGCAGUUUAAUCGCUCGAAAUUCUCCUAAAAUCUGCAAAACUGUUGAUUUUUUGAAAUAAUUUUUCGUUUUUAGCCAAUCUCUGGAAAACGAGACCGAUCUGGAGGUCCUCGCCGCUAAACUCUACGCCAUCGCUCAAAUGAUCGAAGAGGCGGGCGCUCGACUCUUCGGAGAGGCCGAGAUCAAGACCGUCCUCACCGUCAUCCAGAACCAAAUGAGACGCUACGAAGAGCGCCAAGUGGAGAUCAAGAAGAGCCGCAAGGACGACGACUUUGACGAGGAAGACCAACAAGAACUGGAGGAGCUGUACGACGCCGAAGCCAGCGUCCUCGCCCGCAUCUCCGACAUUAUCCACUACCUCUUCGCCACCUUCGAAGAGAAGAUGAUGCCCUACUUUGCCGAGCUGAACCCCCAGUUCGCGGCCCUUUUGGACGCGUCGAGACCGUGGAGAGACAGACAGUGGGGCACCUGCGUCUACGAUGAUAUUAUUGAGUAUGGAGGGGAUCAGGCCCGGAUUCAAUAUCAGGCCAUAUAUCUGGAACCGUUGCUCAGACAUGCCGCGGAUUCAUAUCCAGAAGUCCGACAGGCUGCUGCCUAUGGAAUUGGAGUCUUGGCGAUGAAGGUAGGCAUUGAUUUGGGGUGAUUUGAGGAGUUUGAUGUCAUGGAUAAUAUAAAAUUUGGAAAUUUUUUGGUGUUUUUGUGUUGGAAUGUCUGUUGGAGAGAAAGUAAAAGACGAUUUGAGUGGUUUGAGUUAUCAAGGAAUAGAUUUGAUGCAAAAUUUGACCUAAUUUUUGUCAUGGAUAAUAUAAUUUUAGUUGGGUUUUAGUGAUUUUUUGGUUUUGAUACAGUAUUUUAUUGGAUAUUAAUAGAUAAUAUGGAGAGUUUAGAUGAUUUUAAGCUCUGUUUUGACACUAAUUUUACUAAAAUUUUUACAUGGAGAAGAUAAUUUUUGAUUAUUUUUGGGGAUUUUUAGGGUUCUAACUCGUUUAUUUGCAGGGUGGAGCCCAGUUCGCUCAAGUCUACCCCAAAGCCCUCGAGGUUUUGGCCCAUUCCAUCAACCUCCCGGAUGUCCGCGAAUCCGAAGAAGGCCUGGCCGCCACAGAGAAUGCCAUCUCCGCGGUCGCCAAGAUCCUCAAGUUCAACGCGGCCUCCGUGGACACGAAUGCCGUCAUCCCCGCCUUCAUUGGAUGGCUCCCCAUCUGGCAGGAUGACGAGGAACUCCCCUAUGUUUACUCCUAUUUCUGCGAUCUGGUCGAAGCCAACAACCCUGUGGUUCUGGGCGCAAAUAACGAGAAUCUCCCCAAAAUUUUCGAAAUUAUCGUCUCCACCUUCAGUCAUGGCGCCUUUGACACGGACGAACCCAAGGAGGAAUUGACACAGACCAAGAACAGAUUGAUCAAUAUCGUCAAAAUGUUGAGGGUAAGUGGGGAAAAAUGAAUGUAAAAAGGAAGUAGAGGAUAUAAGAGGGGGUUUGGCAUAGGUAUAGAAGAAGUUGGAGGGGUAUUUUUGAGGGUUUUGCCUAGUGUAAUAUAAUUUUUGAUGAAUGAGAUGGAUUUUUUUGGAAUUUUGUGGUUGAUACUUUAUGGAUAGGAGGGAAACGAGUGUUGGUUGCUUGGAAAUGCCCUUUUGGAAGUUUUGAACACGGGUUUUUGGAAAAAUUUUGGAUUUUUUUGGUCUAGUGUAAUAUAAAUUUUUAGGAUUGACGUUAUUUUUUUGAAAGUUUUGAGUCGAUAUGAGAUGGAUAAGAGGGGAAAUGGAUAUGGAUUGUGUUUAAAUGGCCUUUUGAAAAUUUUUUGGAAACCCAAAAAAAAUUACGUUUGUUUGGUAAAUUUCGCUAAUUUUUUGACUUUUUUCAGCAAAACGAAGACCUUUUCCAACAAAUCCUCGGCGCCGUCCAUCUCUCCAACCAACAACAAAAGAUUUUGGAGGCAAUUUUGGCCUAA